Molecule: messenger RNA, 1321 nt
Organism: Nothoprocta perdicaria
Lineage: Eukaryota; Metazoa; Chordata; Aves; Tinamiformes; Tinamidae
Gene: SLC1A4
Product: solute carrier family 1 member 4
Exons: 8
Coding region: 168-1106 (312 amino acids)
Biological process (GO): L-serine transport; L-glutamate transmembrane transport
Cellular component (GO): plasma membrane
Molecular function (GO): L-aspartate transmembrane transporter activity; L-alanine transmembrane transporter activity; L-threonine transmembrane transporter activity
Source: RefSeq, a predicted model, not a curated record
AGGAGACCGUGGACUCCUUCCUGGACCUCGUCAGAAACCUGUUUCCUGCGAAUCUCGUGGCUGCAGCUUUCCGAACGUAUGCGACAGACUACAAGAUCCUGAAGAGAAACACUACCUCUGGAAAUGUCACGCUGGAAAAGAUCCCUGUUGGCACUGAGAUCGAAGGGAUGAAUAUCCUCGGGCUCGUGAUGUUUGCCCUGGUUCUAGGAGUGGCGCUGAAGAAGCUUGGCCGUGAGGGGGAAGAUCUCAUUCGCUUCUUUAAUUCAUUCAAUGAGGCAACUAUGGUCUUGGUGACUUGGAUUAUGUGGUAUGUUCCUAUUGGCAUCAUGUUCCUCGUUGGGAGCAAGAUCGUGGAGAUGGAAGAUGUUAUGCUUCUGGUGACCAGUCUGGGAAAAUACAUCUUUGCCUCUAUUCUGGGCCACUUCAUCCAUGGAGGGAUCAUUCUGCCGCUUAUUUAUUUUGCAUCCACCCGCCAGAAUCCUUACCGCUUUCUCUUAGGACUCGUCACACCGCUUACCACUGCUUUUGCCACUUGCUCCAGCUCAGCCACUCUCCCAUCGAUGAUCAAGUGUAUUGAGGAAAACAAUGGAGUUGACAAGAGGAUCAGCAGGUUUAUCCUUCCUAUUGGGGCCACGGUGAACAUGGAUGGAGCUGCAAUUUUUCAGUGCAUGGCAACCGUGUUUAUUGCUCAGCUGAACAAUGUUGACCUCAACGCUGGGCAGAUCUUCACCAUUCUCGUGACAGCCACCGCGUCCAGCGUGGGCGCCGCGGGCAUCCCGGCGGGYGGCGUCCUCACCAUCGCCAUCAUCCUGGAGGCGAUUGGACUUCCCACCAACGACCUCUCCUUGAUCUUGGCGGUGGACUGGAUCGUGGAYCGAACCACCACAGUUGUGAACGUGGAAGGAGAUGCCCUCGGAGCAGGUAUCCUCCAUUACCUGAACGAGAAGGACAAGAAAGAAAAAGAGCAGGAAUUAAAGGAAGUCAAYGUGGAAGCCGUUCCCAACAGCAAGUCGGAGGGGGAGACGUCCCCGUUGGUAACUCACAAAAACCAAGCGCCCAGCACGAGCAGCACGGCGGACCCCGAGUCCAAGGAGUCGGUGUUGUGAGCUGGAGGCGCCCGUCGGCACGCGUCCUAGAGGGGACAUGUCAACAUCAACACACCUCGACGGCUGCGGUGCCACCAAGGKCUGGUGGCCCUUGGCAGCCUCCUCUUCCAGUCUGUUUUGGGACACGCUGGUCUGGGGAGGGCAGACGGGAGCGGGGAGGGCAGAGGGUGCUGAGAAAACACUUGCUUUAUAAUAAUAUUUUGGAAGUUCAUAUG